Molecule: messenger RNA, 6087 nt
Organism: Endocarpon pusillum Z07020
Lineage: Eukaryota; Fungi; Ascomycota; Eurotiomycetes; Verrucariales; Verrucariaceae
Exons: 1
Coding region: 1-6087 (2028 amino acids)
Biological process (GO): COPII vesicle coat assembly; autophagy; Golgi organization
Cellular component (GO): ER to Golgi transport vesicle membrane; endoplasmic reticulum exit site
Source: RefSeq, a predicted model, not a curated record
AUGGUUCAUAACGACUCAGAAGAAGAUGCAACAGUAUCCUGGCAUCCUGCCCUACGACCCAACGAUGACCAGCACCAAGGGCCAAGCUCAAACCCAUUUUCAUCAUCAGCCAUACAUAGCCCUGCUUCCACUUCUAUCAGCCCUGAAAUCGAUGCAGGUCCAGCUACAACUCCAGAUCAGCAGUCUCGGAGCAUCUACGAUACCAUAGAAGAAAGUCCUCCAGACGUACAUUCCAGCCUUGACAAUGACCCCGACGAUUCCAGUUUUGUCGGUCCACAAACAGCGGUACUGGAAUCUCGGCCAGAAGCCGACCCUAACAUUCUCCAGCAGCCAGAUCAUGCUGAGGGAUCCAUACAAAAUGAGCCACGUGCCGGUCAAGCCUCGGCUGUGGAGUCCUCCAACAGAGCCAUAGCUGAAUCUCUAGAUCGUGAGGACGGCCGCAUAAGUGGACUUAGGUUGUCGGUAGGAGAAGAAAAAUAUCAGGGUGUGACACAAGAGGAAAGGUCGGAGCUGUCUUCUGAUGACGACGAUGAAAGACUUGAUUCUAUGGGUCUCAUCAGCCGGAGUGAAACCCAGCAGAUCCUUAGUCAAAUGGAAAGAUCAAGCUCAUUCCCAGCUUUGCAGACAGACUCAGCACCCAACAAUGUACAUGAUGGUGGUCACCUACCAAAAAUGAAGGCUGAGGUUACGAUGGCAGAUUCACAAGCGGACCUCGAUACUAAUAAUGGCAUUCAGAAGGCUACUCAGCGGGCUAUCCAGAACUCUAAUCAGACAGCGUCUCCGGAAGGUAAAUUGAACGGAGCUACAUUUGAAGGGGAGGAAGAUCUAUUUUUUGCACCGCUAGCCUCAACAAAUCAGACUUUAGCAGAGCCUUCGAAUGCGGAGGCCCGUUUUGAGGAGGGACUACCACUUAUUGACUCUGAAUCCAAACCCAGCGACGAAUUACACCAAGAGUUGAGACCCUCGCAGCCUUUUGAAGACCAGAUACGGAAUUUUUCUCUUGAUCAGAGCGAAGCGAGCUUUUUCGACCAUUCUACAACGUCAGCUGUUGAGAACCCACCUGCAGCUCAUUUGGACAGGAAAGCCACUUCGGAUGUGUUAAAGUCGCUUAAUUUCGUCUCUGAUCAGGGUCCAGGUGCUCCGGUCCAGUCUCCUGACCAGGCCAGCAGCCUUACCUCUGGGCAACAGCAUGAAGAUAACCAGGGUCAAGGGAAGCUUCUGAAUGGCAAUGGUGACGUGGGUGCCUCUGCGCUAUGGGAUGCUAUGCUGGACGAUGAUGAUUUUCUUGCAGGCGAUGAUGAUGAGCUCCUCCCCGAUUCUACUCCUCAGUCAAGUGCUGGCUCUCCAUCAUCCUUUCUGGGUUCACUGAAUGAUAGGACCAGCUUCCAGGAGCCUGACGAAGUCUUGUCGAGAUAUGAUUCUCCUUCUCACAGCGGCUCUGGUGCCACAAGCAAUAGUCAAGCACGCCAGACUCCCAGCGGGCAGACCUCAAACCCUGAUGCUCGGUAUCAACCAUCCUCCACAGACAUUGCACAUAUGUCACCUACCACAUAUGGUAAUGUCGGGUUCUCGCAACCAAACCUGGCCCCGAUGACUUUUGGACAGACUUCCUUUCAGGGACAGUUUCAGAGACCAGCUGCUCCACCAAAAGCAGAAAGCUUUGUAGAUCAGUCCAAAGGUGGAUACAAAUCACCUUAUGAUCUACCCAUGGAUCUUUCGCAGCCUCGCAAACGCAUUCAGAUGCAUCAACCACCGCCUGCUUCAAGAGCUCCAGCACCACCUCCCCGCAGCAGCAGCAGCAUGACAUCAGAUACGGCCCCUACUUCGUCUAAUGGUCCACUUCUGUCUCCGCUUUCUCCACAAAAUGGCACUUUCGAAAGACAAGCUCGAUCGCCGUCUACUCAACAUACCGCAGCACCAUCAUCGAACAACAGAAGAAUUUCCAAUGAACAACCAACGUCCCUGAAAACGAAAGCGAGCAGUUCGAGUUUCUUUGAAGAAUUACCAAUUACCGCCAAACCUCGACCACCUACUGCGCAAGGACGCUACACUCCUCUUCACAGCGGACCACUGCCAUCUCAAACCUUCCCAGCCAGCUCAUCUCCUCCUCAGGGCCAACCUCCUACCCAAAUGCCCCCACCUCCCGUCCCUACUAAGCAAUCGACAACUGAUUCUUAUUCUCAAUAUCAGCUACAGCGCCCAGAGCGGCUUGAUCCGUACGCCAACGUACCUCUCCAGUCAAGUACAGCACCAGGCGUUUCAAGCACACGUUACUCGCCAGCUCCUACAUCUCAGACAGCACCGCCACCUACAAGAUAUUCUCCUGCUCCUCUCGGCUCGCAAAUAGCAGCUCCACCAUCAGCCCCAUCCAGAUACUCUCCCGCCCCACCAUCAUCUAAUAAUGUCAUGCAAUCACAAAAUCGCUAUGCGUCGCAACCACAGCAGUCUCCUCAACUUCCACCUCACAGCGCGACAGUUCAGAAUCGGCGUCCAUCCCAACCAAUACCUUCAGUUGCCAAUGCAUUUCCUUUCCAACCUCGUACAUCUAGUCCUUUGGCCUACCAUAAUAAGAAAUCAAAUCCACAGGUGGAUGUCUCGUAUAAUAUCAGCGAUAGCAUACCAACCUCACCACCGAGGCGCAUACCUCCUCCUCAGCAUCUUUCUCCUCAAAGAGAAUCUCCACCAUCUUCAGCAGUCCCUGGCCCAGCUCAAGGUUUUGCUCCUCCACGACGAUCACAGACGCAGUCCCCGGGAAGAAGAGGGCCUGUGUCAUCCUUAAUAGCGACAUCGACUGAUGCUAUGCAGAGGCCCGCUUCUGUGCAUGGUCCAUCCUCGCCUGACGCAUCAGCCAAUGCUUAUCAGUCCUUCCCCCCUGUGCGCUCAUCAAUUAGACAACGAGGUCUCUCCCAACAUCUUAACUUUAUCUCACCAACAGACGGAAGUCAGCAUGAUGAGCUUCAAAGAUGGCGCGGAAGUCCAAUUUUCCGAUUCGGUCUUGGUGGCUCUGUUCUCAGUAGCUUUCCAAAACACAUUCCUCGAUAUACUGCCGGCUCAGCUACGCCCAUGAUUAAACCCAUGGCUGGUGAGGUGAAAACUCGCAGUGCCACAGGAGUCCUUCAAAUUCCAGAGCAUAUUGCCAAGUUUCCCGGACCAUUACGGUCAAAGUCGAAGAAGAAAGAAGUUCUGGCUUGGCUUUCGGAUCGCAUUGUGGCGUUUGAAAGUAUGUCAGUACCAUCGUUCUCGCCACAGCUCCCAGAUCCUGUCAAGAGGCAUGACGAGAAGAUCCUGUUGUGGAAGAUAGUCCGUGUGAUUGUUGAGCAUGAUGGUAUAGUUGACGGGAGUGUUGAGGUUCAGAAGGCAAUGAACCUGGUCCUUGCGCCAGAGGCAGCAACUCCCGAGGACCUUCACUCAACAAAUACUACAACAGCCGCCGACGUCGCUACAAUUUAUAAACCAGCAGGAGCAGUCACCCACACAGAGGAAGUUGAUCCUGUAGCCGUUGAUAUGGUCCGUAAAAUCUUAUUGCGUGGAGAUCGAGAAAAGGCUGUCUGGACUGCCGUUGACAAUCGGCUCUGGGCUCAUGCCAUGUUGCUAUCAUAUACACAAGACAAAUCGGUCUGGAAGCAGGUUGCUCACGAAUUUGUUAGACAGGAGGUCAAACUGAUUGGUGUCAAUACUGAGCCGCUUGCGGCUCUGUAUGAAAUCUUCGCCGGCAACGUUGAAGAAAGCAUCGACGAGCUUGUGCCUCCCUCGGCAAGAGCAGGUCUCCAAAUGGUUAGCAAGGUUGGCGGUGCUGGACCUACCAAAAGCGCAUUAGAUGGCCUGGACAAGUGGAGAGAAACACUUAGCCUCGUGCUGAACAAUCGCAGCCCUGAAGAUCAGAAGGCUCUGGCAGCACUCGGCCAGAUGCUGGCAAGCUAUGGGAGGAUCGAAGCAUCACAUAUCUGCCACUUAUUCGCUAGUUCACCAAUGCUACCUAGCGUUUUUGGAGGCGCAGAUGAUGGUCAAGCAAGCAUUGUACUGCUGGGCGCAGAUCAUCGGAAUCAUCCUGGCGAGUUUUUCCGUGACGAAGACACCGUGUUGCUGACCGAGGUCUAUGAGUUUGCAUCUUCUGUUUUGGCAAGCAACUCAAGAUCAGCUCUGAUGCCACAUCUUCAGGCCUACAAGCUUCAACACGUCAAAUCACUUGCAGAGGCUGGAUUCAAGACAGAAGCGCAGGCUUAUUGUGACGCAAUAGGCGCUUCGCUCAGAUCGACGACAAAGUUGUCGCCAUACUAUCAUCCACAGUUUCUGGCUGAGCUAGACGAAGUAACACGAUGCCUUUCACAAGCUCCAACAGAGCCUUCAUCCUGGAUUUCGAAACCUAACAUGGGCAAGGUGUCAGAUUCAAUGUGGAACAAGUUCACGACCUUUGUGGCUGGCGAAGAAAGUGAUGCAGCUUCGACUGGGUCCGGCAGAGAUGCUGGUCAUGAGUUUGGUCCAUUUGCCAAGGUCUCAGGGACUCCUACUGUGAGUCGAUCCGGAUCAAUCUCAGACCUUCAGGGCAAUUACGCCACGGCUGCGCCUCCGCCUAUACCAAAUACCAUUGCUGGCUCAAGGUAUGCACCAAAUGGACAACACAGCGCUCGAUCAUCUUCAGAGUUGACCAGAGGGAGGCCCUCUCUGGACUCCCAGCGAUCACCGUAUCUGCCGCAAGGCACAGUUCAGAAAUCACCAUAUGAUCCGAAUGCGUAUCUCAAUCAGCAAAGCUAUAUGUCCUCGCCUAUACCACCACAAUCUGCGAGCCCUUAUGGCCCUCUGGGCGCGUCGCCUUCCGUCCAACCAUCUCGAGAUAUUCCGCCUCAGACUCCGUACAUGCCAACCGAGCAGCCAGCAGAGCAAUCUUCCCUAUAUCCACCACAUGUAUCAGAGCCAUACGUACCUACAGCUCCACUCAAGCAACCUGAGCCUCACAUCCAGGCAGUGUCUUCUACUGCAUCUGCAUCUGCACCAUCUCUUGGCAUGGAACCAGCACAGACUUCUGCCUUCAACAACUACGCGCUGGCGGAAGCUGUGUUACCAGCCGCCCCCCCUCAACCGUCUUCCAACUACGCCCCUCCUCUUCAAUCCUAUAGCAGCUACGAACCUCCAUCCACAGAAUACGUCCCUUACCAACCUGACCCGUCUUCAGACUCCGAACCCGAAAAUCGUAAAUCCAAGAAGCAAUCCUUGAUUGACGACACCGAUGACUUCCCAUCAACCAACUCUCGUGCUGCAAACACCGAUUCCAUGGGUCCAGAUGACGACGCCACCGCUCGAAGGAAGGCCAACGACAAAGCCGCCGAAGCAGCCUUCCGCGCCGCCGCAGAAGCCGAUGCCGCCAAGGACAAAAACCCCGCCACCGGCACCACCAACAACGCCGACAAAUCCCUAAAAGCCAAAUCCUCUUGGUUUGGCAGCCUGUUCAGCCGCAAAGAAGCCGACUCACUCGACUCCAGCUCCUCCAACAAAGGAAGUGGCAGCGGUGGCGGUAGCAGCGAAGGAGGAGGGCAGAAAGUCAUCCGUGCCAAACUCGGCGAAGAGAGUUCAUUUUACUAUGAUAAAGAGCUAAAGAAAUGGGUCAACAAGAAGGAUCCUGCCAGCAUGCAGCAGAGCGCUAAAGCUACGCCGCCUCCGCCCAAGGGGCCAAUUGGAAGGGUUGUUAGUGAGACUUUGGGUGGCACUGCUGCAGGGCCACCGAGGAGUGGGUCAGCGGGUUCGCCCCCAAGUAUAGCUUCGAGCCGACUGACGAGCUCGAAUAGCCCGCCAAAUGGGGUCGGGGCACCACCAACGGCUGCACCAAUAACUGGUAGUGGGAGGGAGUCUGCCCCUCCAAGUAUUACAGCUCCAGCUACGUCCUCGGGGGUAGGUGGGCUUGGAGGUGGGCCGCCGCCUCCGGCUGCGCCACCGAUGAAUCGUCCCGCAAGUACGGCGCUGAGCACAGCGUCUGAUAUUGAUGAUUUGCUCGGCGGGCCGCCGAACGCAGGCGCGAGGAAGCCUGGUGGGACGUUGAAGGGGAAGAAGGGCAGGACAGGUGCAGGGAGGUAUGUUGACGUUAUGGCGAAGUGA